Molecule: messenger RNA, 3151 nt
Organism: Loxodonta africana (African savanna elephant)
Lineage: Eukaryota; Metazoa; Chordata; Mammalia; Proboscidea; Elephantidae
Product: aldehyde oxidase 2-like
Exons: 2
Coding region: 1751-2329 (192 amino acids)
Molecular function (GO): iron ion binding; oxidoreductase activity; flavin adenine dinucleotide binding
Source: RefSeq, a predicted model, not a curated record
UGUACUUGAACCUCCAACCUUUCAGGUAGUUGCCAAGUACAUUAACUGUCUGCACUACCAAGGGAUGCCUAUCCAAUCCCUAAUAAGUGAGAAUUCAGGAAGUGUCUGGAAGAGGAAACGCAUUCGUCUUCUACAGCUCUCCCAUCCCUGUUCAGCUUUGUAUGGAGCCUGCACAGGAGGCAGGUGGAAAGGCUUCGCCCACCUGAUAGAGUCCGCCAUCUUGCACAGUCCUCCAGGCCUGUGGUCCAGGGAAAACCCCAGCCCAUCCCCCAAAGACCAGGAGAGAAGAAAAAAAGACUCACAGACACCAGAAUGGCAAGGAUAACCCAGCCCCCAUCCAGGGCCCAUGUCCUUCUACUAGGGUGUUGAUGGUUACCUUCGGCUUAAGGGCUCUGCUUUUCCGGCCCUACCAAAGCCAUCUCCAGCCUGAAUAUGGCCCCAGCGGCAGCCCCAGCUCCAGCGAGGGCAGUAGAUCAGCAAGGCUGACACAGCAAUAGUGCAGGCUGGGCAAGAUCUGUAGGUGGCUCCUUUGGAACACUCCUGCUUCCCUCACAACUAUGCCUAAAUUCCAGUCAUAUCAGAUCCAUUGGGCUGUAGUUCAAUCUCCUCACAGCACCCCCUGUGGAGCCAGAAACCACUGUUUAAAGCCAGAGGGCACAGCUCUGACCACCAAAUGGUGAUAUGGUCGGGCUGAAAAGGGAUUUUCCGAAUUGUUCACUUUGCUUUAAAGAUGCAAAUAUCUGGAGCCAACAGCAACAAGAACAUAAAGUACAGUUGUGCCUCUGUAUCCGCGGGUUCCACAUCCAGACUCAACCAACCACUGAUCAAAAAUAUUUUUUUUAAAAGGAGUGUUCCAAAAAGCAAAGUUUGAAUUUGCUGCACACUGAGCACUACACUGAAUCCACAUGAAUGAAGUGGUGUGUAGGCAUCCCCUGCUGUAGCCUCCUGCCGUGUCACAGAUCCUCAGCCUCUCCAGCACUUGUUCUUUGAGCAUUAUUCACCUCUUGCAUCUUGUCAUUAUUCCCUAAACAAUACAGUACUGUAUAACAACUAUUUACAUAGCAUUCACAUCGUAUUAAGUGUUAUAACUGAUCUAGAGAUGAUUUGGAGCCCUGGUGGCACAGUGGUUAAGAACCCGACUGCUAACCAAAACAUCAACAGUUUGAAUCCACUAGCCGCUCGCUUGUUGAAAAUCCUUUGUGGAAGUUCUAUUCUGACCUAUAGGGUUGCAAUGAGUCGGAGCCAUCUUGAUGGCAAUGGGUUUAGGGUGUUUGUUUGUUUGUUUAGAGAUGAUUUAAAGUAUACGGGAGGAUGUGAGUAGGUUAUAUGCAAAUACUGUGGCCAUUUUAUGUAAGGGACUUGAGCCUCCUCAGAUUUUUGGUGUCCGCAGGCAGUCCUGGAACCAAUCCCCCACAGAUACCCAAAGGACAACUAUAAAUCCAACUAUCUGAACUCUGUUAAUAGUGGAGACAAACCCUAUAUGGUUUGCACUCAACUACUAACCUAAAUGUUGGUGGUUUGAACCAACUGAACUGUGCCAUGGAAGAGCAUCCUGGCAAUCUGCUUCCAUAAAGACUACAGCCAAGAAAAUCCUGUGGAGCAGUUCUACCCUAUAACACGUGGGGCCGCCGUGAGUUGUAAUCAACUCCAAUGGGUUUGAUUUUUUUUUGUUUUGGGGGCAUGGGUGGGUUACCUUGAUUCUAAAUAUUAAAUGGAUUGGAUUUAGUAAGCCAGCCUCCAAACUGAAAGAAUGAAAAUUGCACAUGCCCGACAGGCCUUGAGGCAGGAGGAGACCCUGGUUCACACACACAUAUACAUCGGUAAAAGAAGAGCGAAUGUUCUGGAAUUAUCGUCUACACUUCCCUGCAGAUGGGAACAGGAUGAGCCCUGUAUCUGUCACAGACCCAAACCUCUGCAUCCCUCCCUACAGAGGAAGGUGACAUUUUCUUUUCCACUCCUGACAUUUAAAAGUACAGAAAAAUCUUGCUUUUCUUGUCACAACUGUGCAGCGAUGUCAUUUUCUUCAACAGAAGGGAUGCGGCAGAUUCCUCUGAACGAACAUUUUCUUGCUGGGUUGGCAAGUGCAGACCUUAAGCCAGAGGAAAUUUUGGAGUCUGUGCACAUCCCUCACUCUCACAAGUGGGAAUUUGUGUCCGCCUUCCGACAGGCUGAGUGCUGGCAAAAUGCCUUGCCGGAUGUGAACGCUGGCAUGAAAGUCCUCUUUGAAGAAGGCACAGACACCAUUGCGGACCUGAACCUCGCCUAUGGAGGGGUAGGGGCUGCCACAGUCAGCGCACACCAGUCCUGCCAGCAGCUCCGAGGGAGGUGAGCUCUGCCGGAGGUUGGAACCUGACGUUUAAAAUAACGAUUGGGAAUCUGACCCCGCCCGGUGUUGGCAAAGCACUGGGAAGAUGGAAACUUCUCUAUGUAAAAUCACCAUUCGUUUUUUGUGUAAUUUUGCUAAAUGAAUCAAACCUCAUUGGACUUUGAUUAAUUGCUGGCUACUCUGGAUGAGGGAUGCAACAAAACAGCGCAGGACUGAGUGGAGGCAGCAGGUUAUUUUUUCCCAUUUGGCCUAGUUCUCUUAUGUUUAUCAACAGUCCAGCAAACCCACACUGGGCAGCAUCCCACUGCUCAGGUUCACUAUUUCUUUCCGAAUCCUGUCCAGGUCAUGAUGGAAUUGGCCCUAAUCGCCUAUUGAUUUAAUCUCUGGUUCUAGCAUGUUCUUGGUUACGCAGCAUGUUGCAGUGGAACAGGUCCCAUAUUCACCCUGCCAUGACCUAUGGGCCACUUGGUACAGCCUCUCCAGGCCUCAGUUUUCCUGACAGGCUUGGUUAGGUGAUUUCAAAUUCUCUUCGACACAAAAAAGGGGUUCUGGGGUCUCUAAAAUGACACCAUCCAAUAUCUAGCACAUGGAGUACCUGGGUGGUGCAAAUGGUUAGAGUGCUUGGCUGUUAACAGAAAGGUUAGAUGUUCAAGUCCACCCACAGGCACCACGAAAGAAAGGCCUGGUGAUCUAGUUCCAAAAAGCAGUUAUUAAAAAAACCCUAUGGAGCAUUUGGGAAUGGUUAAUGGUGAUGGUUGAACAACAUGAUGAAUGUAAUUAAUGUGUACCUGUGAAGAUUGUAGAAAUGGCAAAUGUUCUGUUACC